AUGACCAAUAUAGAGAUCAAAGCCCUCAACGAAUUAAACGAAACAAACCGAAACUCUAAUCAAAAAGUUGGAGUUAGCUUGAAACAGAAAGCCCUUUUAACUCUAAAAGAAGAUGUAAGUCAUAUAGCAAAUCUUACUGAGUUCUACUGGAACUAUCCAACUUGA
Messenger RNA from Dentiscutata erythropus, 165 nucleotides. The record is from the annotation of a GenBank genome assembly. NCBI's taxonomy places the organism in Eukaryota, Fungi, Glomeromycota, Glomeromycetes, Diversisporales, Gigasporaceae.